This is a messenger RNA of Arabidopsis thaliana (thale cress), 1666 nucleotides long. RefSeq names its product GOLDEN2-like 2 (gene GLK2). NCBI's taxonomy places the organism in Eukaryota, Viridiplantae, Streptophyta, Magnoliopsida, Brassicales, Brassicaceae. Gene Ontology annotation, molecular function: DNA binding; DNA-binding transcription factor activity. Gene Ontology annotation, biological process: positive regulation of DNA-templated transcription. Gene Ontology annotation, cellular component: nucleus. The record is from RefSeq and is marked reviewed. The transcript is spliced from 4 exons. The coding region runs from base 174 to 1232 and encodes 352 amino acids.
CACAUAUAUACGGCAUAUAAAAGAUUUUAAUAAAACCUUGGAACUAUCUAUAUCUAUUCAGACACACACGUCUAUAUAUAUAUAUACACUCAUAUACUACUUUCACUGUAUCAUUCUUGUUUUCUCUAAAUUUUUCAAAAAACCUUUAGAAUUUUCAUUUUUUUACGAUUCCGAUGUUAACUGUUUCUCCGGCUCCAGUACUCAUCGGAAACAACUCAAAGGAUACUUACAUGGCGGCAGAUUUCGCAGAUUUUACGACGGAAGACUUGCCGGACUUUACGACGGUCGGGGAUUUUUCCGAUGAUCUUCUUGAUGGAAUCGAUUACUACGACGAUCUUUUCAUUGGUUUCGAUGGAGACGAUGUUUUGCCGGAUUUGGAGAUAGAUUCGGAGAUUCUUGGGGAAUAUUCCGGUAGCGGAAGAGAUGAGGAACAAGAAAUGGAGGGUAACACUUCGACGGCAUCGGAGACAUCGGAGAGAGACGUUGGUGUGUGUAAGCAAGAGGGUGGUGGUGGUGGUGACGGUGGUUUUAGGGACAAAACGGUGCGUCGAGGCAAACGUAAAGGGAAGAAAAGUAAAGAUUGUUUAUCCGAUGAGAACGAUAUUAAGAAAAAACCUAAGGUGGAUUGGACGCCGGAGUUACACCGGAAAUUUGUACAAGCGGUGGAGCAAUUAGGGGUAGACAAGGCGGUGCCGUCUCGAAUCUUGGAAAUUAUGAACGUUAAAUCUCUCACUCGUCACAACGUUGCUAGCCAUCUUCAGAAAUAUAGGUCACAUCGGAAACAUCUACUAGCGCGUGAAGCAGAAGCUGCCAGCUGGAAUCUCCGGAGACAUGCCACGGUGGCAGUGCCCGGAGUAGGAGGAGGAGGGAAGAAGCCGUGGACAGCUCCUGCCUUAGGCUAUCCUCCACACGUGGCACCAAUGCAUCAUGGUCACUUCAGGCCUUUGCACGUAUGGGGUCAUCCUACGUGGCCAAAACACAAGCCUAAUACUCCGGCGUCUGCUCAUCGGACGUAUCCAAUGCCGGCCAUUGCGGCGGCUCCGGCAUCUUGGCCAGGUCAUCCACCGUACUGGCAUCAGCAACCACUCUAUCCACAGGGAUAUGGUAUGGCAUCAUCGAAUCAUUCAAGCAUCGGUGUUCCCACAAGACAAUUAGGACCCACUAAUCCUCCCAUCGACAUUCAUCCCGUGAGUGCACCUUUUUUGGUUUCAAUUUUGUUUAUUAGAUUUUGAUUAUGACAUAACCCAAAAAAGUUUUCGAAUAAAUUUUGGAUAAUUAACAAUAUUUCAUUACUUGACGGUUGCAGUCGAAUGAGAGCAUAGAUGCAGCUAUUGGGGACGUUAUAUCAAAGCCGUGGCUGCCGCUUCCUUUGGGACUGAAACCGCCGUCGGUUGACGGUGUUAUGACGGAGUUACAACGUCAAGGAGUUUCUAAUGUUCCUCCUCUUCCUUGAGAAAGAUCUCCAAAAUUUGUCGAAAUCUCAAACUUUUAACUUCAUUUUUUUGGUAUCUUCUAUGUAUUUUUGCAAGGGAAAGACGAUAAAUCCUUGUUGCUUGAUCAUAUGUAUUUCUCUAUAUGAGUGCAUGUAUCGAAGUUAAGCAACUUUAAUAUAUCGUUAUAAUCUUCGAUAGCAGAAUCUGUAAUUUUUAUUAACUUUCAACUCCCG